Rotaria sordida is the source of this 3762-nucleotide messenger RNA. The record is from the annotation of a GenBank genome assembly. NCBI's taxonomy places the organism in Eukaryota, Metazoa, Rotifera, Eurotatoria, Philodinida, Philodinidae.
AUGUUGAUAGGAUGGCGAAAAGUUUUUGAAGCUAAUGAAUAUGGAAAAAUUGAUCGAAUUAUUUGGUAUGAUCAAGAAAGUGUUAUUGUUACAGGACAAGGUAGACGUGUACGUGCAUUGAGAUAUGCUGAUGGUCUUGAAGUAUGGCAAUUAGCAGCAACAUCAACAACUAAUUCCAAUCAAGAUUGGAAUUCUAAAUAUUGUCAAGUUAUUAAAAAUCUAUUUGAUCCUGGUACAAUUCAUAUUCUAAGUAAUGACCUUCUAUGGAGUGUAUCAUCCUAUGGUGAAAUGCUCUGGUCAAUCACCCUUCCAACAAAAUCAACGUUAAAAAAUCUUUUUCUUCUAUCAACAUCACAACAUGUUAUUGUUGGAAGUAUUGAUUCAAAUAUAAAUCAACUUCAAAUAACUUAUUAUUCUAAACAAAAUGGUGUUCAAUCAUUUUCUUCAUCAAUGCCAUGGUCAUUUAAUUUUGAUGAUAGUCGAAAUAAAUGUACAACAACGAAUAAUCUUAUUUUAUGUUCAAAUAAUAAUGAACUUUCAAUAAUUACAAUUCCAACAACAAUGAAUGAUACAAAUAUAAUUACAAAUAAUAUAAAAAUUCCAAAUACAAUCGAACAAAUACGUGUUUUAUAUGAAAGUAAUACACAUAGUAUUUUAUCAAUAAAAAUGAUAAAUUUUGAAACAAAAAUUUAUCAAUUUAAUAAAAAAGAAUCAACAAUAGAAUGGGAAUUUCAUGAAUUAAAUAUUCAAAUAAAAUCUAAUGGUUUUUAUAGUAUUAUUACAGAAAAAAAUCUUGUUGGACAACAAAUUCUUGAAGCAUCAUCAAAUGAACAAAAACUUAAUUUUUAUGUUUCAAAUAUAAAUGAACAAACUUUAUCAAAUACACGUUCAUAUUCAAUUUUACUUCCAGAAAAUAUGGGUGAAAUUGAAUAUAUUGCAUAUUCAAUCGUUAAACAUACACAAUUAGUCACACUUAGAAUGCAAGAUGCUUCUUUACUUGUUAUUAAAUUAGCUGAUAAUGGAGCUGAACUAAUUCUACAUCGUGAUGAAGCAUUAUCUUCAAUAAUAUCUGUUGAAACAUUUGAUUUAUCAUUAUCAAUUGGACAAAUGCGUAUUGAAGAAGAAUUUGGUGGCACAGGAGUAUUUAGUAUGUUUGCAAGACGAAUUACAACACAAUUAUCUCAAUUAAUUAGUUUUGUGCUACGUUUAAUUGAUUUAUUUACACAUGGAAAUCGAAAUCGUGCUUACAUGGAUAAACAAGCUGCAACAAUUCGUGAUGAAUUUAAUUUAAAUAAAAUUCUUAUUGUUGUUACAUCUGUAGGAAAGGUUUUUGGUAUUUUAACACAAAGUGGUGGUAUUUUAUGGAAACAUUAUUUUAAUAAUUUUGCACCAUUUCAACAUUUUAAUACAGUUCAAGUACCUUUAUUUCAUAUUCGUUCAGCUGCUCAUUAUACACAUCAACCAUUAGCAUCAAUUGUUUAUCGUGAUCGAAAUUCUUUACAUGAAACACAUGUACAAACAUUUAAUCCAUAUACAGGAGAUUUAGAUAAUACAUUAAGUACAUCAUCAUUACCAUAUCGUAUAAAACAUGUUUUUCUAUCAACACAAAUUGUUGAUGAAUUUUGUAAAGUAUUAUUAUUCGUCGAUACAAAUAAUAAAAUACAUACAUAUCCAUCAGUACCACUCUCACGUGCAUUAAGUACGCAAAUUCCAACAUAUAUUUAUUUAUUUGAUAAAAAUGAACAAGUAUUUAUUGGUUAUUAUUUAUCGAUUAAUGAAAAUGAUCAACAAAGUUCAACAAAUUUAAAAGAAGUAUGGCGUGUUUUAUUUCAAAAUGAAGAAGUUAUUAAUAUACAUACUCGAUCAAGUUCAGAUCGUGUUCAUUCUGCUGGUAUUGUUCUUGGUGACAGAAGUGUUCUUUAUAAAUAUACAAAUCUAAAUCUUAUUGCUGUUGUCACAGAAGGAAUUGAUUAUCAAAAAGUUCCAUUCAUAAAUAUUUAUCUAUUGGAUACUGUUACUGGUUCAUUAAAACUUUCUCAUACACAUAAACGUGUCAAAUCACCAGUACAUGUUAUUCUUGCUGAAAAUUGGAUAAUCUAUACGUAUUAUAAUCAACGUUAUCGUCGAUAUGAAGCCGUCAGUUCAUCAUUAUUUGAAGGGCCAGCACAGUAUAAUUAUUCAACAUUUUCAUCAUUUGAUCCCAUUGAACCAGUUGUACAAUCAAAAGCAUAUAUAUUACCAUAUGGUGUCAAUGCUAUUCAAGUAACAACAACUGAAAAAGGCAUAACAUCAAGAGAUAUAAUUAUGGCAGCACCUAAUGGAAUGCUUAUUGAAAUACCUUGGAUAUUGUUUGAUCCUCGACGACCACUUGAUUUAACACCAAUGGACAGAGAAGAAGGUUUGAUAAUGUAUACGCCAGAGAUAAUGGUUAAUUUUGAAAGCGUCAUUAAUUAUUAUAAGUAUGUUUAUAAUAUUCGUGGUAUUCAUACAGUUGCUACUGGUCUUGAAUCAACAUCUAUCGUAUUUGCGUAUGGUCUUGAUCUUUUUUUUACUCGUGUUUUUCCAUCACGUGUAUUUGAUCAAUUAAAAGAUGAUUUUGAUUUUAUGUUUAUUGGUUGGUCAACAGUUGCAUUUGUUGUUGGUUCAUUUAUAGCAAAACUUAUCUCUCUUUCGGUCGCUCUUUUCUUGUCUAAUUACAGCACAAUGGGUAAUAUUGAUAGUCGAAAUGAACGAUUUUACAAUCUUUGUGGUUUGGGCAAAGCACAUUUAAUUGAAAAAAUGUUAGAAAGUGAUCGAACACUAAAUACAAUCAAUGUUAAUUGGGUUGCAUUUGAAACACAAUCAACACCCUUACUUAUUGCUUCAGCGAAUGGACAUGAUCUUGUUGUUGAUGUUUUACUACGAAAUAAUGCAAAAAUAGCUAUAAAAGAUGCUCGACAAGCGACAGCACUUCAUCAUGCUGCUCAACGUGGCUAUACUGAAAUAGCUAAAAAGCUUCUACAUGCUGGAAGUGAUGUUAAUGCUCGAGAUAAACUCGGUUGGACACCAUUAAUGAAAGCAUGUUAUUUUUGCAAUCCGGAUAUUAUUUUAACAUUAUUAGAAGCCGGUGCCGAUAUUGAUGCUGAAACUGAACAAGGUCGUACAGCACUUCACGAAUUAUGUCGAUCACCACCACGAUCGAAUUCGUCAUCAUCAUUAUCAUUAGUAAAUAAUGGUGGAGCAGACAAUGAAGCAACCUUAGCUGAAAUCGCUUGUAUGUUAAUUGAAGCUGGAGCUGAUGUUAAUAAAACUGACCAUGAUCAUUUUACACCAUUAAUGUAUGCUGCUUUUCAUAAUCAUCCAAGUGUUGCUCUUGUUUUACUUGAAUCAAAUUGUGCAGUUAAUAAAACUGAUAAGCAAGGUUGGACUGCACUUCAUUGGGGUAUUGAUCGUGAUCAUCCGGAAAUAGUUCAAUUAUUAAUUGAUAAAGGCGCUCGUACAGAUAUUCUUAGUCAUCGUGGUGAACCAGCUGCAUCAAGAGUAAAAUCUAUUCGUGUUAAAGAUAUUGUUAAACAUAUUAAACGUUAUUCAACGUUAUCAUUAUCUUUAACUGAUAUGAACAAUAUUCUUCAUCAUGGGCAUUCACCAUUAAGUUUAUCACCAACAGAGAUUGAAAAAUUAAAAAAAUUUACUUCUAGUAUGUCGAUGACAAAUGUCGAAAAUACUAAACCAUUAAUCUCAUCAACAUCAGCUACACGAGUCUUAAGUUCAACAGACGUUUAA